AUGCCUAUGAUCCAGCAGCCCUCAAACGUGAUCAAGUUGACCAACGUUUCGCUCGUACGGUACAAGAAAGGAAAAAAGCGCUUCGAACUUGCCUGCUACAAGAACAAAUUGCUAGAAUACCGGUCCGGGACCGAGACAGAUCUGGACAACGUCUUGCAGGUCCCCACCAUCUUUCUCAACGCCUCCAAAGGCGAAACGGCCCCAAACGCUGAAUUAGUCAAGGCGUGGCCACUCCCAGAGCAGUCUGAAAAGCCUGCUGGCGGCAAAGGCAGCAAGGGUGGUAAGAAAGGAAAGAAGUCCCAUGAUGACGGGGACGACGACAAGUCAUGGAAGGAUUCGAUCAUCGAGGAGAUCCUGAAGAAGGGCGAGAUCCAGGUCAAUGCCAAUGAGAGGAAAGAGCUACUGGAUCGAAUGGAAAGAGAAAUCGUUGAGGAAGUCGCACAGCGGCUGAUCGACCCACAGACGAAAAGAGUAUACACGACUGGCAUGAUCAAGAAAGGACUGGACGUCCUGACAAAACAAGGCGGCCACACUCCUCAGCAGGACUCAAUACAACACAAGCUGGGCAAGCUAAAUCUGAACGAAGGUGGGAAGAAAGUGCAGCCGACCCCGAAGGGCUCAAGCGAGAAUAGCGGACAAGCGACGCCAUUGACGGACAAUGACGAUACCACUGACAAGGGCAAGGGAAGGAAGAGUGAUCUGCCCAUGUGGACGGGCGUGGUGGCCACGAAAUCCACGAAAGCCCAAGCGCUUGAAGCCAUCAGAGCACUGAUCGCGUGGCAGCCGAUCCCAGUCAUGCGAGCGAGAAUGAGGUUACGAGUAUCGUGUCCAACCAGCAUCUCGAAGCAAGCGCCAAAGUCGAAGAUAGCCUCGCAAGAAGACGCCGAGGAUGAAGGCGACCAGGGCAAAGGCACCAUCAAGGACAGGAUUCUGUCGUACUUUGAGCAGGUGGAAAGCCAGGAUGUCAUCGGGGAGGAGUGGGAAGUCGUUGGCUUCGUUGAGCCGGGUGCCUUCAAAGGGUUGAGUGAGUUUUCUUCGGCCGAGACCAAGGGGAAGGGGGUUGUUCAGGUUCUUGACGCUGCUGUUAUCCACGAGGAUGAUUGA
Messenger RNA from Cyphellophora europaea CBS 101466, 1104 nucleotides. RefSeq lists its product as uncharacterized. The transcript has a single exon. The record is from RefSeq and is a predicted model, not a curated record. Gene Ontology annotation, biological process: ribosome biogenesis. The coding region runs from base 1 to 1104 and encodes 367 amino acids. NCBI's taxonomy places the organism in Eukaryota, Fungi, Ascomycota, Eurotiomycetes, Chaetothyriales, Cyphellophoraceae.